AUGACAUCAAACGCUCUAGUCCUCUUCAAACCCAAACAGAAGCGCCGCUUCUACGAGCCCAUCGUGCUCUUCAAGGCCCUCACAGAGAUCACUCACGAGGAAGGCUCCCUAGGUCUCCCCGAGGCUCCACCCAGACCGCGGACAGAGGAACAAAGAUUCCACCAGUUUGUCCACAAACUCGCCGGCGUCUGCGACAGCACCAGGGGCGGAAAGACAGUCACUUCGUUUGCUGUCCUUGAGCAUGAGGAUAGGUUCGUCUACGUCUUUGGGUGUAACCAGGUGUGCAGUCUGGACUUGAUCAAGACACAAAAGUUUGUGACUGAGUUAUUGGAGACCUUGUCUGGCUUUCAUCAGCUUGAUGAAACUGCUCAGGGUCCGGUGAGGAGGGCUGUCUUGGAGAUGAUCUUGGCGUUUAAUAUGCCGAGGUUGGACAUUUAUCUCAAGAGCCUUAAGGGGCAGUUAGAAGAGUGUCUAGAGUUCUGUGGGCGCCAAACAGAUCAAAGCGAGCUUCUAGACCUCCCAUCAUACAAUCGCUUCCUGCAAGCUCUCGACGUCUUCUUAACCCCCCAAACCAAGGCAUUUGUUGACGAACGUGCCCUGAGAGGACGCAUCCAAGACGGGAGAAGCUUCGAGUGCUGGUCUGAGCUGAGACACAACCUCUCUCGUCUUCGAAACUACCAAACCGCGGUGCAGAACCUCAUCGACACGGAAAAGGAGUGGCCGGAGUUGUUCCAGGAAGUCGAGGUGAUACCCAUCUCAUCGAGCAAAGCGGAUCCCAACCCCCUCGGCAGGAAGAGUGGGGCCGCCGAUGCUAUCAUCGGUCGUAUGGAGGACGAAAACGCCAAGAGAGAGAGGUAUCUCGGGGUUGCUCUGGAAUUACAGCGGAUGCAGUUUGAUGAUCGCAUCCAGAAGCAGUGCCAAUUGGACAGCUUCACGCCCUUUGUGCACUCCGAAAUACUCGUCCUUGAAUGGGUAAUGUCUAAUGCUUCUAGACUGGAGCUUGGCUUUUUCCAUGGAUGGAAGUACAUUGGGAGUAGCAAGGGAGCCUGCAGGUUGUGCCACUACUACUUCGAAACGCCAGGUCAACACGGCGGUAUCAAGACACGGUCCAGCCACGGGAAUCUUUACGUCAACUGGAGGUUUCCUGACUUGUACGAAGAAGACGGGCCAGAGGGGAAAGCACGCCGGCAGGAGAUCUUUAACUGGAUGAUGAACAGGGUGCGAGACGAUGCGUUCCAGACAAUGGAGAGCAGGGCGUCGACUGGAAAGAGGCACGACUCUAGCACGCAUACUCUCAUGUCAGUGCGGCAUACUGAUGCGCAGACAGAUGUGGGAGCUCGUGAUUUAGCUGAUGUGGAUGAGUUGGGAGAGCAGCUUGAGAGGGGUCUCAACUUGGAUGACUCCCCCACGACUGACAGCCCAGAAGACUCGGGAUCAGAUGACGAUGAAGAAGGUGGUACCAGUCUCUUCUGA
Fusarium vanettenii 77-13-4 is the source of this 1473-nucleotide messenger RNA. RefSeq lists its product as uncharacterized. Bases 1 to 1473 code for a protein of 490 amino acids. NCBI's taxonomy places the organism in Eukaryota, Fungi, Ascomycota, Sordariomycetes, Hypocreales, Nectriaceae. The transcript has 3 exons. The record is from RefSeq and is a predicted model, not a curated record.